CGUGGCGAUUUUUUUCUGCAACGUGGAGCUCGUGAACGCACCCCCAGCCUGCUCUCACAGCGGUUCAUUUGAUUGGCUAAACGGUCCAAAGCGUCGUCGGGCAAAAUGGGAGACGACUUGGGUGACGAAUGGUGGCAGCAUGACUGUAAAUCAGAUGGUUCUGAGGUGGAGACCGAAGAGACAAAACGGAUAAGAGAAAAGCCGAACAUACAAAAGAAAGCAGAGAAGAGGAAGAAGCUAACGGAAAAAACAGUGACUGCAAAGAAGAAGAAAAAGAAUGAAGAGGUGUCACAAAUUCCGAAGCAGCAGAGCGUGAAGGAAACCUCAACAAAAUCCCCCAAAAAGAGAAAGAGGAAGAAAAAGACCAUUACAGAUGUGUUGGCCGCUUCUGACCCAAAACCAGGCUGUCCCGCAGACCUUCAGAACUUCCUGGCACAGUACUUCUCAGACAAGCGCUCCGUGAUCGAGCAGGAAGAGCUCAAACUGCACGAUUCGAGUUUUGUGACCUGCAACGACCUGACACACAGCGUCUCGUCCUAUCUGAAGCACAUUUGUCCCAAAUGGGCAAAGGUUCAGAAACAACACACAGAAAAAAGUUCAGUGGUCCUGCUGAUCGUCUGCAGUUCUGCCCUCCGCGCCAUUGAACUUAUAAGACAUCUGACAACAUUCAAGGGUGACGCCAAGGCUGUAAAGCUUUUUGCAAAACACAUAAAGAUUGAGGAGCAGGUGAAGCUGCUGCAGAAGGGAGUCGUUCACAUUGGAGUGGGCACACCUGCUAGGAUCGGCGCUCUUAUUAACAGAGAGGGAUUGAACUUGCAGGCGUUGCGAUUUCUGGUUCUAGACUGGAACUGGAGAGACCAGAAGUGCAGAAGGAUGAUGGACAUUCCUGAGAUCAAACUGGAUCUUUUGAAGCUGCUCGAGAGCGGGAUCCUGGACCGAUGCAAAGCGGAUCAAGUCAAAAUCGGACUGUUUUGACUCAAGUUUGUCAACUUGCCUCUGCGCUGAUGCUUACGGGUGCAAAGCUUCGUCCUGCGGCCUCCUGCUGUUUGUUUGCCGGCGCUCAGCUUUUUUUUUUUGCGAUUGUCAGAGGGUGCUUCGAAAUGCGCGAUGUUGUUUGUUCAAACACAAUGUCUUGGCAAGGCCUCUUCAAUAAAUAAUUGACUGUCAAAUGAAA
This is a messenger RNA of Phyllopteryx taeniolatus (common seadragon), 1174 nucleotides long. RefSeq names its product cms1 ribosomal small subunit homolog (gene cmss1). The record is from RefSeq and is a predicted model, not a curated record. Gene Ontology annotation, cellular component: 90S preribosome; nucleus. Bases 106 to 975 code for a protein of 289 amino acids. NCBI's taxonomy places the organism in Eukaryota, Metazoa, Chordata, Actinopteri, Syngnathiformes, Syngnathidae. The transcript is spliced from 10 exons.